AUGGCUAUUAUCAGGAUGAUUACCACCACACCACAUCCCAUCAUCGUUACUGUUGUCACCGGCCCGCCCACGGGAGCCUCCUCAGUCAGGGGGGACGAGGCUGUGGGUUUGUCCUCUGUGCCCCUCCGUGUCCCCUCCCUCGGUGGCUUGACGAUAAUGCCUGAUGACAUCCCUGCAGCGGAGGCCUUGGCCAGUUUUGACCUGCGUGGCUCCCACGGCCUUUCCCAUGACCCCAUGCCACUCAGAGACGAGGAGAACGGUCAUGGCACCCGGUGUGCAGGGGAAGUGGCCAUGGAGGCCAACAACUCUUACUGUGGCGUGGGCAUCGCUUUCAACGCCAGGAUCGGUGGUAUCCGUCUGCUGGACGGCACGGUGACGGACUCCAUGGAGGCCACGUCUCUGACCUUCAACAACGACUUCAUCGAUGUGUACGUGUGCUGCUGGGGCCCGCGGGACGACGGACAGGAGAUGGCCGGGCCGGGGACACUCACACAGAAAGCACUGAGGCUGGGCACGCAGAAGGGGCGAGGUGGAAAAGGAAGUAUAUUUGUGUGGGCGUCUGGUAAUGGUGGGUUGGUGAACGACCACUGUGGAGCAGACGGCUAUGUCAACAGUGUCUACAGCAUUGCCAUCGGUGCGGUCACUCACAUGGGCAAGCCCGCCUUUUUCGGGGAGCCCUGCCCUGCUGUCAUGGCUGUCACUCUAACUGGAGCCAGUUUGGAAGACACACUACCCCUAGUGACAGUGUCCAAUCUAGGGGACGGUUGUGUCACCCACUUUGCGGGGACAUCCAGUGCUGCACCCAUCGCGGCCGGGAUUCUGGCUCUUGUCCUGGAGGCCAAUCCUGACUUGACAUGGAGGGAUGUGCAGCAUCUGAUCGCCAUGACGGCCAAGGUCCCCGACCCCAAAGAGCCAGGAUGGAGUGUCAACGGAGCAGGGUACCACGUCCACGAUAGGUACUAGUUACACACACAGUGUAAACACACCACACACAUCAUGUGUGGUUCCCAAACCUUUUAUAGUCCCG
This is a messenger RNA of Oncorhynchus kisutch (coho salmon), 1027 nucleotides long. Its product is annotated as PC3-like endoprotease variant B. The transcript is spliced from 7 exons. NCBI's taxonomy places the organism in Eukaryota, Metazoa, Chordata, Actinopteri, Salmoniformes, Salmonidae. The coding region runs from base 1 to 963 and encodes 320 amino acids. Gene Ontology annotation, molecular function: serine-type endopeptidase activity. The record is from RefSeq and is a predicted model, not a curated record. Gene Ontology annotation, cellular component: trans-Golgi network; Golgi membrane. Gene Ontology annotation, biological process: protein processing.